CUGAACCAAAUUAAGCUUAUAAUUCUAACCUCUAGAGAGAGAGGAGAGAGAGAGAGAUGAGUACCGGAGAAACAAAGACUCUGUGUGUAACAGGAGGCUCAGGUUACAUAGCAUCAUGGUUGGUGAAGCUCUUAUUGGAAAAGGGUUAUACUGUCAAAGCCACUGUUCGGGACCCAAAUGAUCCAAAGAAAACAGAACAUUUGCUCUCACUAGAUGGAGCAAAAGACAGGCUGCAUUUGUUCAAAGCAGAUUUACUGGAAGAAGGAUCUUUCAAUGCUGUAGUUGAUGGAUGUGAAGGCGUUUUUCAUACAGCAUCUCCUGUACUAUUCUCGGCUACUGACCCACAGGCAGAAUUAAUUGACCCAGCAGUGAAUGGAACACUUAAUGUUCUAAAAUCAUGUGUGAAAUUUCCCACCGUGAAGAGAGUGGUUAUAACUUCGUCUAUGGCUACAGUAAUGAUGAGUGGAAAACCUCUGGCCUCUGAUGUAGUUGUGGAUGAAACUUGGUAUUCCGAUCCACUUGUUUGCGAGAAGUACAAGCAAUGGUAUAUGGUCUCCAAGACUUUAGCAGAAAAGGCUGCCUGGGAAUUUGCUAAAGGAAAUGAGAUUGACUUGGUUACAAUACAUCCGGGGUUCGUGAUUGGUCCACUCUUACAGCCGACUCUUAAUCUCACUGUGGAGCCGAUUCAGAAACUCAUCACUGGUACCAAACCAACUGUUUCAAACUUCAGAUUCGUUGAUGUUAGAGAUGUUGCCUCUGCUCACAUUCAGGCAUUUGCAGUUCCUUCAGCAAGUGGAAGAUAUUGUUUAGUUGGACAUGUUGCAGACACUUUCGAGGUUCUGAAGAUUUUACGCGAACUUUACCCCACUUUGCUUCCUGAAAAAUUUGAGAUUGGCAAUACUUCAGACCCAAAGUAUCAAGUAUCCUCAGAGAAAGCAAAAGGAUUGGGAGUUAGUUUCCUCCCGUUGGAAAUCACUCUGAGGGACACUGUUGAAAGCCUGAAGGAGAAGGGCUUCUUGUAGAUUUGAUUUAUCCAACUGGGACAACAAUUCAUCUUCGGCAACUGAAGUUUGAUUUCUACUUAAGUACUCCAAAGAGAUGAUGAAAGUCAUAUGUUUCCUGUUUCAAAGAAAAUAAUAUGGCCUAGCUGCCAUGCACGUUCCAUUGAGAUUAAGUUAUGCGUCACUUCGGUACAUUCCUCUCCCAAAAAAUAUUCAUGUCAGGACUUUUUUAGGCCAUCUCCAACCGAAGGAGGGUCGGAGGGCUCUUUUUGGCCCUAUAGCCAUCUAAGAAAUUAAUAUUUUAAUGAA
This is a messenger RNA of Malus domestica (apple), 1310 nucleotides long. Its product is annotated as phenylacetaldehyde reductase-like. Gene Ontology annotation, molecular function: oxidoreductase activity, acting on the CH-OH group of donors, NAD or NADP as acceptor. NCBI's taxonomy places the organism in Eukaryota, Viridiplantae, Streptophyta, Magnoliopsida, Rosales, Rosaceae. The record is from RefSeq and is a predicted model, not a curated record.